AUGUAUCUCACAACAUUCAGCAAGGAAAAACUUCCUGAAAUUAUAGAGGAAGUAUAUAAAACAAAUGAUGAAGACUCAUAUGUCUUCAGUUCAGCAAGAGUGUCUGCCCUGGAGUUUUUAAAGGACUGGAAAUAUAAAAUGUUGAGGAAGAUGAGUCAGAAGCAUGUCAAGAAUGUAAAGAAGAUUGACCACAAGGACAAUUUCAAUAUUGGCAUGCACUGUUGUCAGAAUCCUGACAAACUCUUUGCAUAUUUUGCAAAGCACUUUGACCCCAAAAAAUUCUUUGAGAUUUUCUUCUGGGCAGAGCCAAUUGUUGAUUAUGAGAAAUCAAAGCAAUUAGGGCAAUGGUAUAUCAAGUUGCAGGUCAAACUGCAUGAUGACCUCAUGAAGAAAUUGAACUGCAAGAAGGAAGCCAUUGGGGCAUGGUGGGAAAUCCUCAAAUUUUAA
Molecule: messenger RNA, 447 nt
Organism: Coccidioides immitis RS
Lineage: Eukaryota; Fungi; Ascomycota; Eurotiomycetes; Onygenales; Onygenaceae
Exons: 3
Coding region: 1-447 (148 amino acids)
Source: RefSeq, a predicted model, not a curated record